CGAGGCGUCGCUUCGAACUCUUUUUCUCGUGCCAUAUGCAUAAAUGUCGUAACGGAGAACAGAAAUCAACACAAAUCAAGUCCAAAAUGACAACCUCGCUAAAAUUAACGGUGCCUAAAUUUUCGCCAUGGAAACUGCUGCUGCUGAUGGCCACAUUCUUGGAACCGGUCAUUUUUGUCGGAGGUGUUGAUUUUAUCGAUUUCGCGGAAUAUGAUAAGUUUCCGAAAAUUUUCGUCUACGAUCAGUUCGAGGAGUGCCAGCAGCUGUACAAGGCGGAUUACGCGUACUGUGUAGUGCAUGCCCGGAUACAGCCGGAUGCUCAGUCGCAGCUGUGGCAGAACAUUAGUAUUUUUUCCCGGGACCCAAGCCAUUACGAUCACUCGCUGUUAGAAUAUGGCAUUUGCAUACAGAACUGUGAGAACCGGUUACGCAGCCUGGGUCGACUUUCGGAAAACCAAACCCGUCAACACACAUCGGAACAUUACGCUGCAGUGGCCCGGGAAUGCAUCAACCUGCAGCUGAAGUCUCAAUAUCAGCUGGAAGUGGAACGGCAUGUUCAACUCUACCAUUGCUACAGUGAACAAACCGAUAAUCCACCAGUGGACGCCUUGGAGGUUCUUUUCGCCCUUUUGUUGGUGAUACUUUUUGUGGCCGUGACAAUUUCCACCUGGUACGAUAUGUCGCUCUGUUCCAGGUUGGGAUUUUCGGAGAAGCAUUUCUCGCAAGCCCCGAAGAGCAAACGGGAACGGGUGCUGGUUUCGUUUUCAUUUCCAAGAAAUUUGAAACGGUUGACCGAGUCGGUCGAUGGACAAAUUCGUCAGGACCUGCAGUUUCUGGAAGCUUUCCGAUUUUUCCAAAUGUUCCGGGUCAUCAUGCUGCACGUUUUCAUCGCCCACAGCAAAGCUCCGCAAGCAAAUACCAACUACGUCGAGUUCACCCAGCAUGUGCCAUUCAUGAUUUUCUACAUUGCCGAGUUCCAGAACUACAUCCAGACGUUCCUGUCGAUAUCCGGGAUGCUGAUGACGAUAAACUUCCUGGAACACGUAAGGAAAAAUCCCGACUACGAUGGGUCGGUAUUUUGGGACAAGCUCAAAACGCGACUCAGCCGUUUGCUGCCGGCGUAUUUUUUCGUCGUGUUUAUGGAAGCUUCCGUGGCCCGGCGCUUCAUGGUGGGACCCAUUGGACAUCACUUCGUGGGCGAGGGACAGCAAAACUGCCGCGACUGGUGGUGGGCCAAUCUGCUCUUCAUCAAUAACUAUAUCCGGACGGAUUCGCCGUGUUUGAUCCCGAUGUGGUACAUGGCCGUCGACAUACAGCUGUUCAUAUUUGGCAUGCUGGCCAUGCUGAUGAUUUGGAGGUGGCCCCGAACGAAGGUGCCAUUUUUUGUGCUCGCCUUCGCUUGCGCUGCAAUUAUCCCGACUUUCACCAGCUACUUCAAGCGUCUGGCUCCGGUAAUGGAAAGCAACAUGAAGAUCGCAAAUCGAUAUAAUCGGGCCAACGAUUAUCAGCUCAGCAUCUAUUUCCCGUUCCAUCAAAACAUUGGCGUCUACAGCUUUGGGAUGCUGGCCGGCUUCAUCUAUCAUCGGCAUCGAGAUUCGAAAAAAGAAAUUUUGCGCUCGCCCCUCUUCCGGAUCCUGUUUAUGGCUGCAACGGCUUUGUACGGUUUUUGCAUGAUCUCCGCAUAUUGGGCAGUGAUUCACAAAAACGAUCUCAACCGGAUAGCGUCGGCCGUUUAUUCGACGCUCUUCAAACAAUCGUGGGCCAUCGAAACGACGCUCAUCCAGCUGGCACUGGCACUUUGCUCGACGCACUACUGGUGGAAGAGAGCCUUCAGCCAUUCAUUCUUCGCCGUGGCCGGAAAACUUUGCUACAGUUUCUUCCUCAUCCACUUCACCGUCAUCGAGAUGAUCUACGGCCAGGCGGCAGGCCCAAUUCACUCGAACGAGCGGCUUGUGGCCAGCUUCUGUGUCGAGAUCUACAUGUGGACGAUCAUGCUGGGGCCGGCAUUGGCCCUGCUCGUUGAGCUCCCUGCCUCGGCCGCUCUCAAAGAACUGCUCGAUCGGCGGAAAGUUGGUCCGAUGGUGGUGGGCGAUAGCAAUGGUGAAGUCCAGCGAUCGCCUAGCAGCGGUCACUAACAACUAAGUAACGAGAAACGAAGAGGUGUGGCCGCAGCCGGUUCUACGACAAUUACUCACCCUUACGUUCUCAACAACAACAAACGCAGCUUUGCUUUAAUUAGAUAACAAUUACCCCUUUUAAUUU
Molecule: messenger RNA, 2262 nt
Organism: Uranotaenia lowii
Lineage: Eukaryota; Metazoa; Arthropoda; Insecta; Diptera; Culicidae
Product: nose resistant to fluoxetine protein 6-like
Exons: 7
Coding region: 36-2135 (699 amino acids)
Molecular function (GO): acyltransferase activity, transferring groups other than amino-acyl groups
Source: RefSeq, a predicted model, not a curated record